Molecule: messenger RNA, 1413 nt
Organism: Verticillium nonalfalfae
Lineage: Eukaryota; Fungi; Ascomycota; Sordariomycetes; Glomerellales; Plectosphaerellaceae
Exons: 5
Coding region: 1-1413 (470 amino acids)
Molecular function (GO): RNA binding
Source: RefSeq, a predicted model, not a curated record
AUGGCCGACAACGGGACCAAUGCAGCUCAGCUGCCUCUUCCUCCUCAGUCCAACCAGGGCGCACCUGGCUAUGAAAAUGGCCAGAAGCCUCCUCCUCCCCUGCACAUCCCGCAGAACAACAACCCCAUCCCGACAGCCAUCACCUCGCCUCUGUCUGGCGUUGACCAGGCUCUUUCGCCGGGCAGCGCUGGAGGCUUUGGCCGCCGUGCUGCUCCGGAGCCCAACAAGCGUGCCCUCUACAUCGGGGGCCUCGACCAGCGCGUAACGGAAGAUGUCCUGCGGCAGAUAUUCGAGACGACUGGCCAUGUCCAGAACGUCAAGAUCAUCCCCGACAAGAACCAAAAGGGUUACAACUACGGAUUCGUCGAGUACGACGAUCCUGGUGCGGCCGAGCGCGCUAUGCAGACCUUGAACGGACGUCGUGUUCACCAAUCUGAAAUCCGCGUUAACUGGGCCUAUCAGUCCAACACAACGAGCAAGGAGGACACCUCGAACCACUUCCACAUCUUCGUGGGCGACUUGUCGAACGAGGUAAAUGACGAGAUCCUUUCUCAAGCCUUUGCUGCCUUCGGAUCCGUCUCUGAGGCUCGUGUCAUGUGGGAUAUGAAAACUGGCCGAUCCCGGGGUUACGGAUUUGUCGCCUUCCGGGACCGACCUGAUGCGGAGAAGGCUCUGAGCUCCAUGGAUGGCGAAUGGCUGGGUUCCCGCGCUAUCCGCUGCAACUGGGCGAACCAGAAGGGCCAGCCCUCGAUUGCCCAGCAGCAGGCCAUGCAGGCCAUGGGCAUGACCCCGACGACCCCCUUCGGCCACCACCAGUUCCCCGCGCAUGGGAUGGCCUCCUACGAGGUCAUUCUGGCUCAGACCCCGAACUGGCAGACGACCGUCUACGUUGGCAACCUCACUCCUUACACUACCCCUAACGACGUUGUACCGCUCUUCCAAAACUUCGGCUUCGUCGUGGAGUCUCGUUUCCAGGCAGACCGUGGAUUUGCCUUCAUCAAGAUGGAGAGCCACGAGGCUGCCGCUAUGGCCAUUUGCCAGAUGAACGGCUACAACGUCAAUGGCCGGCCCCUGAAAUGUAGCUGGGGCAAGGAUAAGACACCCAACGCUGCGGGUGGCUUCGACCCUGCUCAGCAGGGCUACAGCCCGCAGAGCGCCACUGCUCCUGGUGCCUACCCCGGAACGCCCACGGCGUACUUCCCGCAAUACGGUGCGCAAUACAGCGGCCAGCCUGGUAACUACGGAGGACCGGCUGCUCAGUCACCGGCCGGCUACGGAGCUCAACCCAUGGCAUACGGUGGACCCCAGAGUGCAGGUGGCUACGGCCGUGGGCAGCAGCCCCCCAGCGGCCAGUGGCAGCAAGGACCUCAGGGUCAGGCUUUCAACAACGGCUACGGCGGUUACCAAGGUUAA